AUGAUGAGUGCCGCCUACGAGAUUAUACAGCAUCCAACUAUCGGUCCCAUCAGGGGAACUAAACGCCAGUCAGGAGUUGUUCAGUUCCUUGGUAUACAAUAUGCAACUCUGAAAGACCGCUUUGCCCGCGGCGUGCUGAGGGAGUAUAACCCCAAAGGCGAUGCCAUGUUGCAUGCAAUUAAACAUGGCCCAAUUUCACUGUGUCCACUGAAUGGCUGUGAGCUUGAUCAAAAACUCAUACAGAAAGACCUUCCUCACCCCGAGUAUCCCCAGUCAGACACUGAGUGUUUGACACUGAAUAUCGCUACACCUCCUGUAAAAGACCUUCGGGGCCUUCCCGUGCUGGUACUGAUCCAUGGGGGCGCAUAUAUGGCCGGCAGCAGCUCUUACCCCCACUAUGAUCUGUCGCGUAUCACGAAACAAAGUGUGGAAACAGGCAUGCCGUUGAUUGCGGUAGGAACCAAUUACCGUCUCGGGGCCCCAGGUUUCCUGUUUUCCUCUGCCAUGAAGGCGGCCGGAUACAAGCCAAACAAUGGACUGGAUGAUCAACGACUGGCGUUUCGCUGGAUUAAACACCAUAUUGCAGGGUUUGGUGGCGAUCCUAAUCGUGUCACUUGCAUCGGAGAAAGUGCUGGUGGGGCAUCCGCAUGCUUUCAUCUACAUUCCGCUGAGCCCUUAUUCAAUCAGCUAAUUGGUAUGAGUGGGACUUCGCUGCUGCGCCCACGUCCUCCACAAUUGCUCGAGGAAUCCUUUCAACAGGUUGUCGAAGGGCUAGGGGUGCAAAGUGCCUCACCUGAAGAACAGAUACGUACGCUUCUAGAGAUCUCUUUGGAUCAACUGAGGGACCAUGCGGGUCCACGUAUCCCUUUGGGGCCAAUGGUGGAUGGCGAUAUAAUCCCCAGAGCCACAACCUAUCAGGAGCUGAGUGAAGGGGAGCCAGAAAGGUUGUUCCCAGGAAUUGCACAUUGCAAAAGAAUUAUUAUGGGCGACUGCCAAAGCGACAGUCUGGUAUUUGUCCAUCAGUUCGCAACAAGAACAGAUAUCCUGCCCAAAACACUUGCCCAGUAUCUGUCCAAUGCUCUGAAUCCAGUCGAUUCCAACCUCGCGCCGGCAAUAGCGACUGCCUACGCGAUAGAUCCAUCCACCACGUCAAAUACCACCGAGUCAAUGGAGAGAGUCCUAGACUUAGGAAAUGAUAUUUGUUUCGCAGAGGCCGCUCGCACCUUUACCAGAGCCUGGGCUGGAUCUUCUGUCCCUGAUACCGAAGCCCUGCUCUACCGCUUCAACUGCCCCAAUCCCUGGGACGGGCCGUGGAAAGGCCACGCACUGCACAUUCAAGAUGUUGCUUAUUUGCUACUAAAUUACCAAAAAUAUCUAUCCACUGGUCAGCAACAAAGUGCGAUAAGGUUUGCGAAUGAUAUUAUUGCCUUUUCCAAUGGGAAACGCCCGUGGGCUGCGUAUCAAAAUCACCUUGCAGAAAAAUCAAUGGUUUACUUCUCUCCAAUGAAUGGUGACAAGGAUUGUUCUACAUUUGUAUCGGAUGAGUCAUUUGGAGAGACGGGCAGAAGAAGAAUUUUGCAGCAAGUGAUGAGCGUUGGGUUACUAGAUAAGGUCAUGGAUGCGUGGCAAAUGUUCAUGGCGGGGCCUUGA
Molecule: messenger RNA, 1650 nt
Organism: Aspergillus puulaauensis
Lineage: Eukaryota; Fungi; Ascomycota; Eurotiomycetes; Eurotiales; Aspergillaceae
Exons: 5
Coding region: 1-1650 (549 amino acids)
Source: RefSeq, a predicted model, not a curated record